AUGUCUUCAGCCCAGCAGCGUCUUUCCCAAGUUUCCUCCCACUUCGGCUCUGGCAGCCAGAAGGGAGCCGCCGCCCUCACCCAGAAGAACCCCGAUGAUAUCGUCGUGACCUGUGCCCUGCGCACUGCCCUCACCAAGGGUGGCAAGGGUGCUUUCAAGGACACCGCUGCCGCUGACCUCCUGGCCGGUGUCUUCAAGGCUGUCAUCCAGAAGAGCGGCAUCGACCCCAAGUAUGUCGAGGAUAUUGCUGUCGGCUCCGUCCUGCCUCCCGGUGGUGGUGCUACCGAGUUCCGUGCUGCUGCCCUCGUUGCUGGCUUCCCCGAGACCGCUGCCGUCAAGGCCCUGAACCGUCAGUGCUCUUCUGGUCUCCAGGCCGUUGUCGAUGUUGCCAACGCUAUCAAGUCCGGCAUGAUCGAGGUCGGUAUCGGUGCUGGUGUUGAGAGCAUGACCUCCCAGUACGGUCCCGGUGCUGUUACCGAGUUCUCCGAGCUGCUCGAGAGCCACCCCGAGUCCGCCAACUGCAAGGUCCCCAUGGGUGUUCUGUCCGAGAACAUGGCCAAGGACCGUGGUAUCUCCCGUGCCUCCCAGGAUGCCUUCGCCGCUUCCUCCUACCAGAAGGCCGUCAAGGCCCAGAAGGCCGGCCUCUUCAACGAGGAGAUUGCUCCCCUCGAGGUCAAGUGGACCGACCCCAAGACCGGUGAGGAGAAGACCAUCACCGUCAAGGCCGAUGACGGUAUCCGCGAGGGCAUGACCGCCGAGUCCCUCGCCAAGAUCCGCCCUGCCUUCGCCAAGGACGGCUCCAUCCACGCCGGUAACGCCUCCCAGAUCUCCGACGGUGCCGCCGCCGUCCUGCUCAUGAAGCGCUCCACUGCCGAGCGUCUGGGCCAGAAGAUCAUCGGCAAGUACGUCACUGCCAGCGUUGUCGGCGUCAAGCCCCUCCUCAUGGGUGUCGGCCCCUGGGCUGCCAUCCCCAUUGCUCUCGAGAAGGCCGGCAUCACCAAGGAUGAGGUCGACAUCUACGAGAUCAACGAGGCCUUUGCCUCCCAGUGCGUGUGGUGUGUCAACGAGCUUGGCCUGCCCGCCGAGAAGAUCAACCCCAAGGGUGGUGCUAUCGCCUUCGGUCACCCUCUCGGCUGCACUGGCUCUCGCCAGGUCAGCACCCUCCUGACUGAGCUCAAGCGCACCAACAAGAAGAUCGGUGUUACCAGCAUGUGCGUUGGUACCGGUAUGGGUAUGGCCGCCGUCUGGGUUGCCGAGUAA
Messenger RNA from Penicillium subrubescens, 1260 nucleotides. Its product is annotated as 3-ketoacyl-coA thiolase peroxisomal A precursor. NCBI's taxonomy places the organism in Eukaryota, Fungi, Ascomycota, Eurotiomycetes, Eurotiales, Aspergillaceae. Gene Ontology annotation, biological process: phenylacetate catabolic process; fatty acid beta-oxidation. Gene Ontology annotation, cellular component: peroxisome. The transcript has 3 exons. Gene Ontology annotation, molecular function: acetyl-CoA C-acyltransferase activity. The record is from RefSeq and is a predicted model, not a curated record. The coding region runs from base 1 to 1260 and encodes 419 amino acids.